Messenger RNA from Exophiala xenobiotica, 1563 nucleotides. RefSeq lists its product as uncharacterized. The transcript has a single exon. NCBI's taxonomy places the organism in Eukaryota, Fungi, Ascomycota, Eurotiomycetes, Chaetothyriales, Herpotrichiellaceae. Bases 1 to 1563 code for a protein of 520 amino acids. The record is from RefSeq and is a predicted model, not a curated record. Gene Ontology annotation, molecular function: nucleotide binding.
AUGGGUUCCAUCGCUCCUCCAGCCGGCCCGCCGCAGUUCCUCGUUAUAGGUGCUGGUUCUCGAGGCCAUGCAUAUGCCCGCGCAGUCGAAGCCUCAACCUCAGGGUGCAUUGCCGCUGUAGCUGAAAUCGACCCUUUCAAGAGACAAGAGUUCGGGAAGAGAUAUAUCUGGGGACAAGAAGGCAGGGCUGCUGAGCAUCAGUGUUUUGCUGGUUGGGAAGAAUGGGUGGCAUGGGAGACACGGCGCAGGCAGAACGCAGACAAGCCUGGAGGUGCUGAGCCUGGCUACUUUCCCAUCACCGGUGUUUUCAUAUGCACCUUGGACGAGACACACGCUCCCAUCAUUCGAGCAAUUGCUCCUUUCACUUUGCAUAUCUUGUGUGAGAAACCACUAGCACUGUCAUUGUCUGACUGUCUCUCCAUUUCCUCGGCUUUGUCGCAGUACCCUCCAAAGGUGGUCUCUAUUGGUCAUGUCCUACGCUACUCGCCGCAUAAUAUACUGCUUCGCAAGCUCUUAACUUCAGAUCAAGUCAUUGGCGAGAUUGUCUCCAUCGAGCAUACCGAGCCCAUCGGCUGGUGGCAUUUCUCUCACUCUUAUGUGCGUGGGAACUGGCGAAGGCCGACACCAGAAGGGGUUGGCUCCUUGCUCACCAAAUCAUGCCAUGAUAUCGACUUUUUGAUGUGGCUCCUAUGCUCUCCAAGUCCAUUGACCGGAGAUGAACCCCAUUUGCCUUCCACGAUCUCAAGUACUGGCGCCAUCACCCAUUUCCGACGAGCAAGAAAGCCAAGGGAUGCAGGCGGCUCGACAAAUUGCCUCUCCUGUCCCGCUGAACCCAACUGUAUAUAUUCCGCAAAGAAGAUCUACCGCGAUAGGUGGCUGCGGAAAGAGAAGGAUACCGGCUGGCCACUGAAGAUUGUUGUCCCUGAGAUGGAAGACAUUGUCACGGCCCAAGGCUGGGAUGCAGGUGAAGAGAAGCUAAUGGAACGACUUGGCGAUGACUACGACAAGAAUACAACGCCUGACGACGUGGUUGCCAGCAGGAGCUGGUACGGCCGAUGUGUCUAUGAGGCAGACAACGAUGUCGUGGAUGAUCAGACUGUCACGAUGGAAUGGGAAGAGGAUUGCCUUCGUGGACAUGAACUUGGCCGCGGCCCUAAGAGAGCACUCUUUCAUAUGACCUACCCCACUCAAGCACAAUGCGAAAGGCGAGGCUGGAUAUAUGGCACGCUUGGAGAAAUCCAUUACGACUCGCACAAGAUCACGGUGCAUACGUUCAGCGAUAAUGGGACAAUCGUGCAUGAUAUCCCCAAGCAAGCACCAGAGGUAGAGAAGAGCCACGGUGGAGGUGACUGGGGUCUUGCAGGAGCCUUCGUUCAAGCGGUUCAGAAUGUUGAAGAGGGCUCAAUGAACGUUGCACAGGCGCAGCGAGAGCUCGUUGGCUGUGACUUGGAAGAAAUCAUCCGGAGUCAUGCUGUCGUGUUUGCCGCAGAGGAGGCAAGACGAGAGAAGAAGGUCCUUCACUGGACCGAUUGGGCGGACAGCCAUUGCCAGACAACGCUUUGA